GAUGAUAAUUUCCUCUAACUCUCACAGAUUACAUUUGUCAACAUUAUCAGUGUUCAUGAUCAUAAUAAUCGUUAGUAGAUUUGAAGUUGUGACAAAAGUAUCCUGUAUAUUUUAUUUUCAGCCUGAAAGUAGCUUGCAAACUACAUAACAUAGUACUUCUGAAGCACAGCUAUGACAAUAAAUCUAGAUAUAAGAGUCAAGAAGGCCAACAAAGUAUACCAUGAAGGGGAGAAAAUAACAGGCGUUGUCUUGGUACAUUCUGCGUCUGAUAUAAAACAUGAUGGAAUUUCUUUGACCAUGGAAGGCACUGUUAACUUGCAGUUAAGUGCCAAAAAUGUCGGAAUAUUUGAAGCAUUUUACAACUCAGUUAAGCCAAUCCAGCUUGUUUCUUGCGUGUUAGAAGUGGCCUCUCCUGGGAAGAUCCCAGCGGGGAAAACGGAGAUGCCGUUUGAGUUUCCCUUGACUCCCAGGCCGAAUAAGACUUUAUACGAAACUUAUCACGGAGUUUUUGUCAAUAUUCAGUAUCUCUUGCGAUGCGAAAUGAAAAGAAGUUUCUUGGCAAAGGAUCUGCUCAAAGUAUCGGAGUUUAUUGUGGAAUGUAAGCCUUCAGCGUGCGAGAAAGCCGUGCCACAUCCGGUGAACUUCUCUGUCACGCCAGAAUCUUUGCAGAAUGUCAAGGACAAAGGUCGCAUCCAUCGAUUUUUGGUCACGGGUCACUUGGACUCGACGGUGUGUUGCAUCACCAGACCGUUCACAGGGGAGUUGAUUAUACAGCACUGCGAGGUCCCCAUAAAGUCCGUAGAACUGCAGCUGGUCCGCGUGGAAACUUGCGGCUGCGCCGAGGGCUACGCAAGAGACGCGACAGAGAUACAGAACAUUCAGAUCGGUGAAGGGAACGUGGCCUGUGGUUUGGCAAUUCCAAUCUACAUGAUCUUCCCUCGGCUGUUCACGUGUCCAACCCUUUCGACAAGCAAUUUUAAAGUUGAAUUUGAAGUCAACAUAGUGAUCAUAUUUCAAGAUGAUCAUCUGAUCACCGAAAACUUCCCGGUUGUUCUCACUCGAUACUGAAGCGAGCGGCUGACGAAGAAGAAGUCUGGGGUCCUUGAGGUGAGACGCGCUCGUCCAUGAAGAAACUUCAUUCCAAGAAUUCUUAAAACAAGAAAUGUCGUCGCUCGGCAGAGUCCGGCGUCUGAACAGAACAUGGCAUCGGUUCCAGUUUCUGCAAACUUCUGAACUCCCGAGUUUCAUGUUUGCAAGCUUGCCGUCGUUGAUUCGUGCAUUUACCAAAUGUAAUGUUUUCCUUAAUCUGUAACUUUUUUAAUUUUGUACCAUAUUCAUUCAGUUCUGUGUUAUAUUGACGAUCGUCUUUAAAAGUUGUUCUGUGAACACAAAUGGCCGUGCAACAAAAAUGAAGCGCUUGAAAUUUU
This is a messenger RNA of Zootermopsis nevadensis, 1427 nucleotides long. RefSeq names its product vacuolar protein sorting-associated protein 26C. Gene Ontology annotation, biological process: intracellular protein transport. The record is from RefSeq and is a predicted model, not a curated record. NCBI's taxonomy places the organism in Eukaryota, Metazoa, Arthropoda, Insecta, Blattodea, Termopsidae.